UUGGCCGUUAGCCGUUGGACGCACGGUGUUUUGUCUGUCCCUAUUGUGUCCGGUGUCGGAGAUCGUGUUUCUUUUUUCCGUUAUUCAAACGCACCGGUGAAUCAUGUCGAAUAUCGACGAAUGUUACCUGACAGUGCUUCGGUUGGUGAAGGAAGCUGGCUGGAUUGUCAGGGAAAAAAUUAACCAACCAAAAGAUGCGAUGAUAAAGUCAUGUGAAGUCGAUCUUGUCACCGAAUGGGAUCAGAAGGUCGAGAAACUAUUAAUCGACGGCAUAUCUUCCAAAUUUCCGGAUCAUAAAUUUAUAGGUGAGGAAGAAAGUUGUACACUCGGGACGAAGAUCGAACUUACGGACGCGCCGACAUGGAUCAUCGAUCCUAUCGAUGGAACCAUGAACUUCGUGCAUGGUUUACCGCACACUUGUAUAUCCAUUGCGUUGGUCAUCAAUAAAGUCACAGAAAUUGGAGUCGUUUAUAAUCCAAUUCUGGAACAAUUGUUUACUGCACGUAAAGGGCAAGGCACACUUUUGAACGGAGCUCCUAUUCAAGUCUCCGGUGAGAAAGAAUUACGCAAAGCUCUUGUAAUGAUGGAAAUGGGCACUAGCAGGGAUCCUGAAAAAAUGAAAGUCGUGUUGGAGAAUGCAACUAAUCUUCCUCCACUAGUUCAUGGAAUACGUGCUUUAGGCUCUGCUGCUUUGAAUAUGUGCAUGGUUGCUCUAGGCGGAGCGGAUGUUUCGUUUGAAUUUGGUAUUCAUGCCUGGGACAUUGCAGCUGGUGAUAUUAUUGUAAGAGAAGCUGGUGGUGUAUGCAUAGAUCCCGCUGGCGGUCCCUUUGACCUAAUGAGCAGAAGAGUUUUGUGUGCAUCGACAGCGGAAUUGGCACAAUCAUUAGCCGAAAUAUUAGUCCAGUAUUAUCCGGAACGCGACUGAGAAGUCUAGAGAUGAGAUACCAACGCAAAAGAAUUACAAAAAUUUGAAAUGGUGGCGACUCUGUAUAUGCCGAUCAUGUACAAGUUUAAUGUAUUUAAACUUUGCACCAUGUACUUCAAUGAAUCUUUCUUGAUAUGUAUUAUGUUUGUUGCUUUUGCAGGCAUUUAAGGUUUCUGAAUUAAAGUAAUAGAUAUAAAUGUUUAGAAGAUGUACUUAUAUUUUAGUUUCAUACAUAAACACUUAAGACAAAGAUGAUAAUAUGUCUUAAGAGAUUUAUAAAUAAAUCUAAAUUUAAUAUACUUUAUCAUACAUAUGAUGAAGGGGAUCGUGAACAAUGUUGUAUAGUAACGGCAGAGACAAUAUAUUCUACAGUAAUUUAAUGUCUUUAUUUCAGGAUAUAAAAUAUUGUAUUAAAG
This is a messenger RNA of Dufourea novaeangliae, 1341 nucleotides long. RefSeq names its product inositol monophosphatase 1-like. Gene Ontology annotation, biological process: inositol metabolic process; phosphatidylinositol phosphate biosynthetic process; signal transduction. The transcript has 6 exons. The record is from RefSeq and is a predicted model, not a curated record. The coding region runs from base 104 to 925 and encodes 273 amino acids. NCBI's taxonomy places the organism in Eukaryota, Metazoa, Arthropoda, Insecta, Hymenoptera, Halictidae. Gene Ontology annotation, molecular function: inositol monophosphate 1-phosphatase activity.